Molecule: messenger RNA, 1897 nt
Organism: Cyprinodon variegatus (sheepshead minnow)
Lineage: Eukaryota; Metazoa; Chordata; Actinopteri; Cyprinodontiformes; Cyprinodontidae
Gene: zdhhc24
Product: zinc finger, DHHC-type containing 24
Exons: 3
Coding region: 1-876 (291 amino acids)
Biological process (GO): peptidyl-L-cysteine S-palmitoylation; protein targeting to membrane
Cellular component (GO): Golgi apparatus; endoplasmic reticulum
Molecular function (GO): protein-cysteine S-palmitoyltransferase activity
Source: RefSeq, a predicted model, not a curated record
AUGACAGGUUUGGGAAGCAAGUUGUUCUGCAAGGUGGGGAAGUUCUGCGAACACAUCCCCGUGUUCCUUAACACCUUCCUGGUGUUCUCGAUCACCGGGGAGGUGAGCUACCUGGUGCUGGUGGGGGCUCCACUGGAGGCGGAGCAAAAGGAUAGCGUGUGGUCCAGCUGGUGGAAGGCGCUGCACCUGCUGGGCCAGUAUUUCAUGCUGGGGAACAUCUGCUGGAACGCCUUUCUCUUCCUGAAAACCAGUCCCAGCAUCAAGGGGGUGUUCCUAGGAGGAGAUGGACUGGGACAGGGCUGGAGGUAUUGUUACACCUGUGAGACACACACCCCUCCACGCUGCUCCCACUGCUACGACUGCAAGGUCUGCGUCCUGCGGCGGGAUCACCACUGUGUCUUCUUCGGCCAGUGCGUCGGCUUCCGCAACUACCGCUACUUCCUCAGCUGCUUGCUCUUCAUGUGGUCGGGGCUCCUCUACGCCAUGGUGAUGAAUGCGGAGGUCUUCAUAGUCAUCCUGAAGGAGGGCGUGACUCUGCACAGCAUCCUGCUGCUGCUCGUACCCUGGAUCAUGCUGGUUUCAGGCCAGGUCUCGGCGCGGGCCUUCGCCUUUGCCUUCAUCGCUGACACGUGUGUGGUUGGUUUCCUGCUUGUCUCUGCCUUCUUCUUCUUCCACCUAUUCCUGCUGUUUCGAGGUCAGACCACCAGGGAGUGGUACUCGUCUCGCCGCCCGUACAACCUGGGUCUCCUCGGCAACCUGAGGCACAUGUUGGGCCUUCGCUGGUACAUCUGCUGGCUCUCCCCGCUCAUCCCAUCACCGCUCCCUGGAGACGGGAUUACCUUCCAGGUCACAGGAUCCCUGGAACCCUCCCAGUAGCAUGCAGAGGUCUGAAAAGACUCGGAGUCUUUGGUUUAUUGUUGAUGGUUAACGCUGACAAAAGCAGCAGCAAGAGCGUUUGCUUAUUUUAAGAGGAGCUAGCUUUGGAUGGGGGGAUGCUUCUGGGGUUUUGUGGUUUGAAGUUCAUUGUCCGCCUUUUAGCUGAGAAGGAGAAUCGGGUUGACAAGAAGAUAAUCUGUGCACUGGUUGAGGCUCGCCUCAUAAAAAAUGACAGUUCUUUUACGCCACUGAGCAAAUGUUGUGAUUAGCAUUGCAGCGAGGACGAUCGGUAAUGUCUUAACAGUAAAUGUAGAAUAUGAAAUCUUUGUUUGCAGCCUUUUAGAAAAAUGGGGUGUUGUAGUUAUAAUUAGAGGGGAUUUUUUCCUAUAAAAAAAAGCACCCUGAAGCACUCUGGAAAAAAAUAAUCUUGCUCAGAUUAUUAUUUUUGCACUUUUCAGGAUUAAAACUGAGCUUAUUUGCCCCGUUCUGUCCAGAUAAACUGAAAUGUUUUUACUAGGGGUUGCACAUAGAAACCGGAUGGUGAUCUGAAUCAUUUUGGAAUGAUCAGUCCUGACAAACUCUCAUUUUUUUUUGAUCUGUUAACACCAGGCUGUACUAACUACACCAAUCUUCAGUGUAGAGGCUAUCACUAAGUGCUGAAGGACCAGAGGCUUAUUCAGUAUCAUUAAGGUAUUUAAAGCAGAGGGAAACACUGACAUGUAAGAAAAUGUUUAGAAGGAACUAAGUUGCCUUGAUAUGCUAAAAGCUGUGGUUUAAUUGGGCUAUGAGAGAGAGCUUCACCCUAAAGCAUGAAGGCUUCUGAUUGUCACAGGAUAUGCUGGAUGUAGAGCCUUCAGCUGCCUUUUGAAAUCCUAGUUAACAUUUAUGUUCUCUGUGAAAUAUGCACAGAGAAGGAUGUGUACAAAUAUUAAUGUUAAUUGUGCGAAUCGCUUAUAUAUGAUCUGUAAUCCUUUUGUCCUUUGUUAGAACUAAUGCUGUUUUUUUGACUGCCUGUCACAUG